AUGGAUAGCACUAAAAUAUUUCAAUUGAUCAUUGCCUUUUUUAUUCCUCCUUUAGCUGUUUACAUGGCUCGUGGUUGGGGUCAAGAAUGUAAACUAAACCUUAUUUUGACUAUUUUGAUUUUUAUUCCAGGUAUGUUACACGCUUUCUGGAUCGUUAUGAAAGAUUAG
Messenger RNA from Saccharomycodes ludwigii, 168 nucleotides. RefSeq names its product Pmp3p (gene PMP3). Gene Ontology annotation, cellular component: membrane. Lineage: Eukaryota; Fungi; Ascomycota; Saccharomycetes; Saccharomycodales; Saccharomycodaceae. Bases 1 to 168 code for a protein of 55 amino acids. The record is from RefSeq and is a predicted model, not a curated record. The transcript has a single exon.